AUGGGCACUGAUGAAGAUAAGAAACCUGUGGCUCCGAGACAAGUCCAGGAUGUUACAGAGAUCGACAUAGGGUGCAAAUGCUGGGUAGAAAAGGAUGGGGCAGAGCGACUAGCGGAAAUUUUGAGCAUAAACAACCGUAAAAGUCCUCCAAAGUUUUACGUGCAUUACGAGGACUUCAAUAAGCGUUUAGACGAGUGGAUAUUGGCCCCGCGGAUCAAUGUGAAAAAAGAUGUCCUUUUCCCAGUCUCAGAAAACGACAAUGAUGCCGAUACGGACAAAACGAACAAGAAAAAACAGAAACUGAAAAAGAGUUCCGAACCGCCCGAUAAUGAUGAAAAGACAGUGUCUGAAUCACAGGCGCAAGAUGGUGGAGAUAUCAUGGAUUUGGACCAUUUGAAUGUGCAAGGAAUAAAGGACGAGGAAAUUUCUAGAGACGACGAGAUCAAAAAAUUACGAACUUCAGGCUCGAUGGUGCAGAAUUCACACGAGGUGGCCAGAGUACGAAAUUUGAGUAGAAUCAUAAUGGGGAAAUAUGAAAUAGAACCUUGGUAUUUCUCUCCGUACCCUAUAGAACUCACGGACGAAGAAGUGGUAUAUAUUGAUGCGUUUACGCUUCAGUAUUUUGGCUCCAAAAAGCAGUAUCAACGCUAUAGAUCUAAAUGCACACUGCGACAUCCCCCAGGUAAUGAAAUUUAUCGUGAUGAUUAUGUGUCGUUUUACGAGAUUGACGGAAGGAAACAGAGAACCUGGUGCAGAAAUCUCUGUCUUUUCUCAAAGCUAUUCCUGGACCAUAAAACCCUCUAUUACGAUGUUGACCCUUUCUUGUUUUACUGCAUGACAAGAAGAGAUGAGUUGGGUCAUCAUUUGGUAGGGUAUUUCUCUAAGGAGAAGGAAUCUAGUGAAAACUACAAUGUUGCAUGCAUUCUCACUCUUCCUCAAUAUCAAAGAAUGGGCUACGGCCGACUUCUGAUAGAGUUUUCAUACGAGCUUUCUAAGAAAGAGGGUAAGGCUGGAUCUCCAGAAAAGCCUUUGUCGGAUCUGGGACUUCUUUCCUAUAGAGCUUAUUGGGCCGAUACUCUAAUUAAGUUGCUAAUGAAUCAAGUAUCCGAGAUCACCAUCGAUGAAAUUUGCUCACUCACGUCCAUGACCACCACAGACAUUCUGCAUACGGCUAAAGCCCUCAACAUCCUUCAGUAUUACAAGGGCCAGCAUAUCAUAUACAUGAAUGAAGAUGUAGCUCAGCGGUAUGAAAAGAUCAAAGAGAAGAAGGGCCGACGCAACAUUGACCCAGCGAAAUUGAUCUGGAAGCCACCAGUAUUCACUGCUUCCCAGUUGAGGUUUGCAUGGUAA
Messenger RNA from Lachancea lanzarotensis, 1350 nucleotides. It is a transcript of the gene ESA1, whose product is annotated as LALA0S01e03730g1_1. Gene Ontology annotation, biological process: regulation of DNA-templated transcription. The transcript has a single exon. Gene Ontology annotation, molecular function: histone acetyltransferase activity. The record is from RefSeq and is a predicted model, not a curated record. NCBI's taxonomy places the organism in Eukaryota, Fungi, Ascomycota, Saccharomycetes, Saccharomycetales, Saccharomycetaceae. The coding region runs from base 1 to 1350 and encodes 449 amino acids.